AUGACGUCUGCAGCAAGCUGUUACUUGUCAAGGAUAGCAGCAAACUUCAGCCGGGAAAACGCAUCUAAGGAGACCAAACAAGAAGCAAAGUUACUGGCAGAGUGCUCAACAGCCCUUCGCAGAAAAUCAAGGAAACGAAAGCAGGGAAGGAGGGAUGGAGGGAUGGAGAGCGGAAGGAGGAAAGAUGAGGGGGAAACAGUCCCCAACCCUUCCCCUGGAAUAUCUGAAGGCAUACCCAUCACUCACACCCCGGAGUGCGUCCAGGCCCAGGAGACUCCAGCCUCCCGGCUAGAACAGCUGCCUCCCUUAGAAAGAGCCCCGGAGCACUUGUGGUCAGCGAGGUGGCGGCAACAACAAAACGAUUCGUCUCUGAGUAAGAGGGUGGUGUCAGUCUCCAGAAGGCUGAGGCUCCCGACCAGGGGAGACUCCAGGAGACCCAAAGGCAGGCUGCAUGCGGAAGUCUGGGCCACACCUGGCGUGGCUCACCUCAGGAUCACCACCGGUCCCGCCAGUCGCCUUCCUGUUAGAUUUAUUUUCAAAGAGGGCUGGGGCCACCCAGGAAGGGUGGGUGACCUCGGCAGUUUACACAACCUCCCCAAGCCUCCUUUGUUCAUUUAA
Pongo pygmaeus (Bornean orangutan) is the source of this 618-nucleotide messenger RNA. RefSeq lists its product as uncharacterized. The transcript has 3 exons. Lineage: Eukaryota; Metazoa; Chordata; Mammalia; Primates; Hominidae. Bases 1 to 618 code for a protein of 205 amino acids. The record is from RefSeq and is a predicted model, not a curated record.